AGAACAAACCCCCGCCUCCUUCUCAAGCAUGGUUGUGGUCCCGAAUGCAAACUGCUCGGUGCCAUACGCCGGCGAGAACUGCGACAUGACGUUCGGGCAAGUCCUUGGCGGCCCGUUGAUUGCCAUUCAAGCCACCCUGGGAACACUUUUCUGCAUCGAGCUAGCCAUCGGCAUCGUGCUGUCGUAUCGCCUCACUGUGAAAAAUGGCCUGUGCCUGGAGAUGAACAAUGUCAUGAUUUACGUGGCAACAUUCCUUGCAUUCUGGGGCGGCAUCCACCAAAUCGACAACCGAGGCUGGCACGCCAUCUAUCCGCUGUGGUUUGCCUCGCUUCUGUAUGACAUUUGCACAUCAGCCUCCUUUACCUGCUGGCUGAUUAGCAGCAACGCAUGGGCCAAGUUUGUCUGCCGGGCAGUGUUGCAGCGCAACUCUCGCGUCGCUGUGGUGGUGCGACUGGCCUUCCCCGUCACGCUUGCCUUUAUUUGGUUUACGCAGCCGUUCGCCACCCUUCUCAUGUAUGCCAUCAUCCCGUUUUGGAUUGGCAAAAUUGUUCGCUACAUGUGCGUCUGCGCCGUGUUUGGUGUGUGGGUCGUGGGAAGCUGCUACUUUGCAUGGAUUAUUCGCGGCGUGCUGAAAGCGGCUCAAAAGCGGCACGGAGACUUGUCCUCGCAGGACGAGCCCCAAAGGUCGCAGCACUCUGGAUCUUCAGAUCACCCAAGCACCUCCAAUCAUGGAGCAAGCUCGAACAACAAGUCUGGAGGCAACAACAACAACCUUGCCAAACGCCGCCGGCAGCUUGCCUUGCGACGAAUCUACCGCUUGAAUGGGUACGGCAUCAUCCUUCAGUUGGCUGGACUCGGUGGCGUUGCGUAUAAUCUCGCGACAUACUUUCGCGAGCGCGAUGACCUCCAUCCGCCGCACGUGCUGCCAACUCCAAGCCGGGGCGACAUGGUCUUUUCCUUCCUCUUUGACGUGGUCCAUCUGCUGGUCGCGGCGAUGGUAUUAUGGUUUUUCCGCGGCUCGCGACCGUCAGCCAACACAACCAAAGCAGAGAAUCCCGAGAACAACGGCGUUGUUUGGCUUACCGAAUCCAAAAUCGUCUCGCAGUUUUCAGUGCCUGGAGGCAAUGAGCCCGACUCCCCCGACAAUAACUUGCCUGAAGUCAAUCCUCUAUCAUCGGCGAGCUCGCAAGGUCCUUUGGACAUUGCUGUGACGGUGGAUUCCGUACCAGAAGCAGCAGAGUCCGAGUCGCCUCAAAGUUCCGACUGAGUUGCAUGUUUUCGCCUUGUUCUCGUUUCUCUGUUUGAUUUUUGUUUUGGUUUUACCAUGUCGUACUUUGUUUUUCGGUUUGCUAUGUAUUGUAGAGAGUACACUUCCUUGAUGGGAUGAUGA
Molecule: messenger RNA, 1390 nt
Organism: Capsaspora owczarzaki ATCC 30864
Lineage: Eukaryota; Filasterea; Ministeriida; Capsasporidae
Exons: 1
Coding region: 29-1267 (412 amino acids)
Source: RefSeq, a predicted model, not a curated record